AGUCCGGACACUUUCACCCCCUUCCGGUCCGGACACUUUCCCCCCCUUCCAGUCCGGACACUUUCACCCCCUUCCAGUCCAGACACUUUCACCCCCUUCCGGUCCAGACACUUUCCCCCCCUUCCGGUCCGGACACUUUCCCCCCUUCCGGUCCGGACACUUUCCCCCCCUUCCGGUCCGGACACUUUCCCCCCCUUCCAGUCCGGACACUUUCACCCCCCUUCCAGUCCGGACCCUUUCACCCCCUUCCAGUCCGAACACUUUCACCCCCUUCCAGUCCGGACACUUUCACCCCCUUCCAGUCCGGACACUUUUCCCCCCCCCUUCCAGUCCAGGCCAAUUUUCAGCUUUCAGCGCUAUCACACUUUGAGUGACAAUUGCGCGGUCAUGCAACACUGUACCCAUAUGAAUUUUUUUAGCAUUUUUUUG
Messenger RNA from Staurois parvus, 429 nucleotides. Lineage: Eukaryota; Metazoa; Chordata; Amphibia; Anura; Ranidae. The record is from the annotation of a GenBank genome assembly.